Molecule: messenger RNA, 2221 nt
Organism: Monodelphis domestica (gray short-tailed opossum)
Lineage: Eukaryota; Metazoa; Chordata; Mammalia; Didelphimorphia; Didelphidae
Gene: RBPMS2
Product: RNA binding protein, mRNA processing factor 2
Molecular function (GO): protein homodimerization activity; RNA binding
Source: RefSeq, a predicted model, not a curated record
CCCGCCCCCCGGCUGCCGCCGCUGCCGGCGCACUCGCCGGUCGCUGUGAAAAGGCGCAGGCGGCAGCCGUUCCGGCUCCGCUCGGGUCCCAAGCGCCUCCCCGCGCCCGCACUUCUCUUGCUCCGGCUGCCCGCACCCGCCAAACUUGAUGUGACCCCAGCCCAAGACGGCGGCUGCCCCACUCACUGCCCCGCACGCCUCCCCCACCCCCCUCCACCCCGCACUCCCCGGAGCGCACGGGCCACUGACCACCCCCCUCCCCCCACUCCACUCCACUCGGGGCCCCGGCGCCGCUCCCCGCCCCCUCCUCUUGCCUCUCUCCCUCCCUCCUCUUCAGCCCCCUCCCGCACCAUGAGCAACCUGAAGCCGGAUAGCGAGCACAGCACCAGCACCGGCACCGGCACCGGCACCGGCUCCGGCAUCGGAGGCAGCUUGGAAGAGGAGGUCCGGACACUGUUCGUCAGUGGUCUCCCUGUAGACAUCAAACCAAGAGAACUCUAUCUUCUCUUCCGGCCAUUUAAGGGGUAUGAAGGGUCACUGAUCAAACUCACAUCAAAACAGCCUGUAGGUUUUGUGACUUUUGACAGCCGUGCUGGGGCAGAAGCAGCCAAAAACGCACUGAAUGGCAUUCGUUUUGACCCCGAGAAUCCACAAACCUUACGGUUAGAAUUUGCCAAGGCCAACACGAAAAUGGCAAAGAGCAAACUGAUGGCGACACCAAAUCCCACUAGCAUUCACCCUGCCCUCGGCGCACACUUCAUCGCACGGGAUCCCUAUGACCUGACAGGAGCUGCUCUGAUCCCCGCUUCCCCGGAGGCCUGGGCCCCUUACCCCCUGUACACUACAGAGCUGACCCCUGCCAUCCCACAUGCUGCAUUCACCUACCCAGCUGCUGCCGCCGCCGCCGCCGCCCUGCAUGCCCAGAUGCGCUGGUACCCUCCCUCUGAAGCCACGCAACAAGGAUGGAAAUCUCGUCAGUUCUGUUAGUCCUUCAGUUUGCCACAACAGCUUGAAACACCCAGUCUGAGUCCCUACUGGAGCCUUCAGCUGGGGAGAAAGCCAUAGAGUCAAUUUGCAGAUCAUUUUGGUGGGCACCAACAUCGGUCCCCUUGGGUGGCCCUCAUCUGUCCUCCCCUCCAAAGACUGUGAAUUAUAAGACCAACUUAAUGGACUGUGUCCCAUCUUUCCUUUCCUUCUCAUUUCCCAUUCCCACCCUGCCCCAGGGGCUCUCCCAAGGCCUGGCUAGAGGGGGGCACAGGGUCUCUUGGCUGAGACAAGGAGGCUCAGGGCUGUGGCCAACUGUGGGACAGAGCUAUUUCCAGGCCUCUGUCACCCAAAUCGUUUUGUUUCUGCAGCUCUGCUUAAAGGAAACAAGACAUUUAAUUUUGCAUGUUUUCUGGCAUGAAUUAAGACAUUUAAACUUGUGUAUGUGCGAGUGUACAGUUUGUUCUAGCGUUAGUGUCACCAUAGCAACAGAUCUUGGCCCACUCACUGGUCCAUCAUUCCAUGCCCCCACCCCCCAUUAUCUCUCGCUUCUGUGAAGAGAAGACUUGGCUUUUAAACUGAGAAAUGAUCACUCCUCCCAGUCUUCUUCCACCUCCCCAGGAUGAUGGGCAAAAUUUAAGGAAAUACCUGUCCAGCGACGCACUGGGUUUUCUCCUACAUUUUGCUUUGGGGUUCUCCCCUUUCUCCUCCAACGAGCUCUCCCCUGAGAACAGUUGCCAGAUAAGUGUCCCCUCUCCACUUUCUGAGGGAGCACAGGCCCUUCCCUGCCUUGCCAGUUGCUAUCAUCCUUUCUAACCUUCCAAACAACCAAAAAAAGUGCAAGUAUUUUUGUACCAUGUGUAACAAGGCUAUAUUUAUGCAUCAUAAAGGAUUUUGUGUGUGUGUUUGUGUGCAAUGAAUAAAGAGAAAUGACUAGCCCUGUCAAAUAAGUUAAUGUUGAGUUUGAAGCUUGAAGAGGAUUCUGUUCUUCAGUGAUAAGCGUUUUUGUCAGGCAUUAGUUUAAAAAAAAUGAAGGAAACAAAUCGUGCAAUUUCAUUUUGUUUUUGUGAACCUAUGUCAUAUUACUGCUUGGUCCUGAAGUGCUUUACCUAUUACCUACAGCCGUCUCGCUUGUAUUCAGACUUUGGAGAAUAGGUUGCUAUUAUCAUUGCUGAUCCUAUGAGAAUGUGAAACUGGAUAAUAUAUGAAAUGCAAAAUAAAAUAUCAUCCAAGGUGA